Messenger RNA from Tuber melanosporum (Perigord truffle), 1099 nucleotides. RefSeq lists its product as uncharacterized. The record is from RefSeq and is a predicted model, not a curated record. Gene Ontology annotation, biological process: electron transport chain. The coding region runs from base 120 to 749 and encodes 209 amino acids. The transcript has 5 exons. Lineage: Eukaryota; Fungi; Ascomycota; Pezizomycetes; Pezizales; Tuberaceae.
CGCAAAGCUUAUCGAACGUCACCAUUUCCCAAGUGUCAAACCGUCCUUCCCUUACCAGAAAAUACUCCCCCCUGCACCUCCGCUCAAGACGCGCGCCCCUAGCUGAUACUUUCCAAAAGAUGCCAUUCUUCCCUGCAUCGCGGAUGGUUCUCACUAGGCAAGCUUUGCUCCCUGUGUCCGAGUCGACCCUUUUUCUCCGUUCCAAGGGAACUACCGGUUCUCCCCCGCCGGAGAGCCCAAACAAGUCUGUGGCCACCACAACUCCCGCAGCAAACUCUGCAGUGGCAUUCCCAAAAACCGGGUCGGAGGUACCCAGUGACUUCGCCACUAGCGCAUACUCCCCUAUCAACGUCUUCCCCGCGCAGCGGAGCGAAAAUGAUGCGCUCGAUGCUGCAUCAAUUUCUGGCGCUCCACUCGAUCUGCAGGCAAGGAUUGUAAAGAUUUAUAAACCUUCGAAGCCAGCCACCCAGUCUGGAUAUUGGAAUGGAAGGCAAUGGAUGAUGGACUGGGACGUCCUCCCUAAAGGCCAUAGAUGGGAGAACCCCCUGAUGGGAUGGCAGUCUAGCGGUGAUUUCAUGCAAGGAACACACAUUUUCUUCAAGUCUAAAGAGGAUGCUAUUUCAUUUGCUGAAAAACAAGGUUAUAAAUGGUUCGUGAAGGAGCCCAAUGAAAGGGCCUUUAGGGCUAAAUCUUAUUCUGCAAAUUUCUUCCAUUCUCCUAAGAACCUCAAGAUAAUCCGAACCAAAUAAAUGUGACCUGUGGUUCAUUUAUCCACUAAAGCGCAUCACCGUUGCUCAACAUAGGGGUAAUAGGCGGCCAGAUUUGUAUAUAACCAAUUUCUUGGUAGCAACUUAACUGUGUCUAUUUGCUUCGUUGGUAGUCAUGCGUUUGGCACUUAGAACUUCUUAUAUUUUUGAGAGUGGGGGUCAUAAGAUAUGUGUUUUUGCAUUGUUCAUCUCAAUACCGUGUAGGUACUUGUGUCACAAGGAAAAUUUGCUUAGCUCGGAAGGCAGGGGGGAAAUGAUAUUCAGAUACAGAAUACGGAGGAUGGGCGUGGACUUCUACGACGACCCUAACAUCAGACAUAGCAUAGGCCGGA